CGAUGGGCCGUUUUUUGGGGCCAGAGCGCAUUUGACGGAACGGACCGACGGACGCACGCGUAUUGUUGUGAUGAAAGGGAAUAUCAUGAUCCAUCGUCAUCCGUUCAAUUCUUCGAUACGAUAGCCCUCGAAGACUAGAGGAACGAAUACUCGAUGUCGUCGAUCUCCAUAGUUUCGCGUCUUUGCUUAAGAAUUACGCAUUUUCGCGGGACUUUCUGAGACUAACCUAAAAAUGUUGCUACGUGUAAAUCCAAGCGAAUAGUUUUCCAAUUACGUACGUGUCAAUGUAUCCUACUAAUGACCUUAUUUUACGCGAUAUAUUUGAGACAACCUUCAGUUUUGCUGUUUAAGUGCUUAUAGUAAAUUUCGGACAUCGACAAUGGCAGGAGAACAACAACAAUUUUUUCUUAAAUGGAAUGAUUUCCAAUCCAAUAUGGUGUCAUCAUUUAAACAUUUGAGAGACGAAAAAAGCUUUACAGAUGUAACGUUAGCUUGCGAUGGGCAAACUUGUAAAGCUCAUAAAAUGGUGUUAUCGGCUUGUAGUCCCUAUUUUAAAUCCCUAUUAGAGGAAAAUCCGUCCAAACAUCCCAUUAUAAUUUUAAAGGAUGUCGCUUAUAGUCAUCUUCAAGCUAUUCUGGAAUUCAUGUAUGCAGGUGAAGUAAAUGUUUCACAGGAUCAACUACCAGCCUUUCUUAAGACCGCAGAUCGACUCAAAGUUAAAGGAUUAGCUGAAGCGCCAGGUGCCAUUAAAAGGGAAGGUUAAAAAAAAAAGUUGUGGUCUUUGGAAAGCGUGCAGACUGAAAAAAAAACUGUAAUAAUGUAAAGUGAUUGCGCAAACACAUACCGUACACAUAUACAGACACAAUACAGUGCACAACUCAGUGUCCUCUGGUUCACGACUAGGAUCAAUGCAUUGCAACAAUGUAAAUUAUAAAUUUUCUUAUCUUCGGUUAAUGUUAUCGUUGUAUCGGACUUAGAUGUAUUAGUAUAUGCAAAAUGUUGAUGCUCGUCUUGAACCCAAUGUGCCACAGUGUUGCGACAACAUUGAUUAUUUUUUUAAAAUAGAGUGCUGCAAAAAGCGGAUAAAUAUGGGUCGCGAUAAUCUAUGAUGCAUGCUGACCGGGGCAGUUUUGUAGAUCAUAUGGAAAUGUUAAAGGAAUCUUUUAUGACUGGUUGUUUUUUUAAAUUUGAUUUAUCGACAAAAUAUUAUUUCUUAUUGGUUUACAGAUCUAUUCACGAGGUACAGAAAUCUUGUUUGAUGUACAGUUUGUUGUUUAAGAUUUAUUAACACUUAGCAUUGUAUAAUAGCAUAGAAGGAUCUAUGGUUGUAAGGAUAAAAGACAAACUCGAAUGGUAAAUGAUAUUGUCUUCUAUCGUGGAUAGAUUUGCAAAAAUCCCCGGCCAUCCAUUUAAAGAAUGUUAGAUCAAGUUUACUGGAAGUUGUAACGUGCGUGUCGCACAUUCCUUUUUUAUUAUUUGUGUGAAUUGAUAGAUCGCGUUGUUCCUUUACACUUGACAGACGGUAAUAACAAAGAUUAUUCGUAAUACUUUCAAACUACCCGGUACCAGUUACCUCUUCUAGUGAUCAUGAUUUUUACUUAACCAAAUACUGCCAGUAUUUGUACCGGCGUAUUCACAAUAUUACCGAUAGACCAAAUUUAUUUAUGAUAAUAUAUUAAGGGUUGAUUCUCUCAAAACAAGAGAAGGUUAUUGUAAUAUAAGUGAAAACAAAUUUUUGUAAAGUCGGAGCGCACAGUUCCUUUCUCCUCCAGAAAUUCAGGAUAAUUAGUGAAUAUAAGAAGGAAGUCAGGAAACAUUAUCGAGUCAAGGACAUGAAUAUUGAUACAAUACAUCAAUAAUCUUGACUUUAUCUUUUUUUUUUCUUUUUUUAUCAAUAUGCUGUUGUUAAAUGUUUUUAAAAAGACUUAAUGAUCUCGACAGUUUGAUCCGUUUAUCUGAAAUGGAUCUUGCUCUUCGUGGUAUUCCAAUAAGACUUUUGUAAAAGAAAGAUGAAUUAUAGACUACUAUGAUGAGUGAUUGGGUUUUGUUAGAAACAAAAGUACACUUUUUAUACUUUGCACGUGUUCUUAAAAAAAUGUUUUUAUUUUUUUGGAUAUAUCAAGCAUGUAUAACGAAAUUACAUAUUAUCUCGCGCAUUUUAUUAUUUUCUUUCGGUUUUAAAGGAAACAAGUCCAAAGCUCAUAAUUCCUGACUUUACUUUUAUCAUUUCUUAUGUAUUAUUAAACUGGCUAAUUGCAAACAUAACACACGCGAUUCUCGUGCAAGCGCGCUAAUAUAGUGCCUGAUACGGUUCAUACAUUCGACACAUUUGCAAUUUGGUUUCGAACCAUAAUGCAUAAGUAUAAGUAUUUUUACAACGCCGAUUACUAAUUAGAAUUAAAAAUACGUUCGUACCGUGAAAAGUUGUAUGUACUACUUCCUGACACACAACGUAAUGAGAUUGCAGUGCUUUUUUCUUGUACGUAUAUGCCGUUUCGGACGAUUUUGCGAAAAUAUCAGAUUAAUGUAGUCCAUUUGCAAAACAAUUUUCUUUCGUAUUUAUUUUUAUUCCUUUUUUCUUUUUCAUUUUUCUUUUUUCUUUACUCUUUCUUCUUUUUUCUUUUUUCUUUUAUUACGUAUACGGUCUUACUGAGAACUUUCUAAGGAUUCCAAAAAGAAAUAGAUUGCAACAAUGAAUUGUAAGUGCAAUUUUUUAAUUCUUAUAUUUUGCUUUCUUGUUUUUUUUUUCUUUUUCCUUUUUUUUUUUUUUUUUUUUUUUUUUUUCUUAUACCAGUUUUUUCAUAAAUCGCAUUGUCGUUCGACAGCGAGAUACUUGUCGAAAAAACACUUGUAUUGUAGAAAAUAACGUACGUUAUACUAAGAUGGUUGGAUUUAGUUCCUACAAAGACACAUUCAUCAGGCAUCUCUGGUGGUCUUCAAAUUCAACGAUCGUUGUACCGUACAGAUUCGCUAUCCUCUAUGUGUAACAAAUGCAAAGCAAAAAAUGAAAAAAGAAAGGAAAAAACGCAAAAAAAGAAAAAGAGGGAAAAAAACAAAAAUGAGAAAGAAGGAAAAGCAAAGUUUUAGUGCGUGUUUCGCAUGGAGAAGAGAAAAAAGCGAAGACGAGCGAUCCGACGAUUAACUUCAUAGCUCGUUGUAAAUUCUUCUUGAUCGUUCUCGUUUAGCAGAUUUUCAAUAUGUGUAUGUCGCAAAAGUUAUUUUCCAUUCAAUGUAUUUUCUCUUUUAAAAGAAAAAGAAAGGAAAGAUUCCUUUUAAAAUAUGAUCGUAGACAAACGAAAAUGCGAACGAUCGAUCAACGCCAAUUUCCGACGAAUCUCCCGUUAUUUCCUUUUUAUAUAUUGAUCUUCUGACGAAACUCUAAUCCUCCCUUUUACAUGAUUCUAAUUAAUGUUACUAGUUUUUUUUUUGCUAUUCAUAUGGCUCGAUGAUGAAUUAUGAUUAUGAUACGAUAAUGUUGAGAUAUAAAAAUAAAUUGUGUAAAUAUACUA
Vespa mandarinia (Asian giant hornet) is the source of this 3509-nucleotide messenger RNA. RefSeq names its product longitudinals lacking protein-like (gene lolal). Gene Ontology annotation, biological process: regulation of transcription by RNA polymerase II. Gene Ontology annotation, molecular function: protein binding. The record is from RefSeq and is a predicted model, not a curated record. Gene Ontology annotation, cellular component: nucleus. Lineage: Eukaryota; Metazoa; Arthropoda; Insecta; Hymenoptera; Vespidae.